Molecule: messenger RNA, 2804 nt
Organism: Corvus hawaiiensis (hawaiian crow)
Lineage: Eukaryota; Metazoa; Chordata; Aves; Passeriformes; Corvidae
Gene: ARMC3
Product: armadillo repeat containing 3
Exons: 21
Coding region: 219-2762 (847 amino acids)
Molecular function (GO): protein binding
Source: RefSeq, a predicted model, not a curated record
GCGGUGCGUUAGCGGUGCGAGCCCUCGGGCCGUGCCCCGGCUGCUGGUGGGUCUGGCUCCUUAGUGCUUGUCAGUGAAGUGAGGGCCACGUGUCUGUAGACCUUCAAAGUAGGGUAAUUGCUCUCAGAAGAGACCUUUGAUUCCUCGACUCAGAGAGGCUGGUAGAGGAACAGUAGCUGGAAAAUUCAAGAAGAGCUCCAAAUUUUUUUUGAACACGAAUGGGUAAAAAAGUAAAGAAGGAAGCAGAGUCUCCACCCAAGGAUGUGUUUGAUCCUUUAUUGAUUGAAAGCAAAACACCAGCAACAGCUGUGCUAAUGCUUAGUUCUCCUGAAAAUGAAGUUUUGGCCAAAGCAUGUGAUGCUCUAUAUAAAUUUGCAUCAAAAGGUGAUGAAAACAAACUGACACUUCUUGGUCUUGGAGCACUGGAACAUCUGUAUAAACUCCUCUCACACGAAGAUCCAAUUGUACGCAGAAAUGCUGUCAUGGUAUUUGGCAUCAUGGCUUCUAAUCAUGAUGUCAAGAAGUUACUGAGGGAACUGGAUAUCACAAAUUCACUUAUAUCACAGCUAUCGCCAGAAGAAGACGUAGUUGUCCAUGAGUUUGCUACUCUUUGUCUAGCACAUAUGGCUGUUGAGUAUACUACUAAAGUAAAAAUAUUUGAGCAAGGUGGGUUAGAGCCACUUAUCAGACUCCUAGGUAGCCCUGAUCCUGAUGUUAAGAAGAAUUCAGUUGAAUGUCUCUACCUUUUGGUACAGGAUUUUCAAAACCGUGCUGCAGUUCGUGAACUGAAUGUAAUUCCCCCCUUGCUGGGACUACUGGAAUCUGAAUACCCGGUCAUUCAGUUGUUAGCCCUUCAAACCUUAGAAGUAAUUAGCAAAGACAGAGAAACCAGGAUAAUACUGGGAGAAAAUAAGGGAUUAGAUUUCCUUCUGAAUAUACUGGAAAACAAUGAACUCAGUGAUCUACAUAUUGAAGCUCUUGCUGUGUUGGGAAAUUGCCUUGAAGAUGUGCAUACUCUGCAACUGAUUCAGCUGACAGGAGGCAUUAAAAAACUACUUUCAUUUUUAGAAAUCUCUACUGUUCCUGGUAUUCAGAAGAAUGCAGCAAAGGCAAUUACCAAGGCAGCUUUUGAUGCUGAAAUCCGAAAAAUCUUACAUUGGGAAGAGGUUGAGAAAUUUCUCCUAAACCUUUUGGAAACUAACAAUGAUGAAGUUAAAGUUGCUGCUUCCCAAGCUAUUUCUGCCAUGUGUGGGAAUAUAGACAGUAAAAGUGUCCUUGGACUCCAGGGGAUUCCCCAGCUAGUACAGUUGCUAAGCAGUAAUAAUGAAGAGGUAAAAGAAGCUGCAGUGACAGCAUUAAGUAAUUUGACAACAGCCAGUCCUAGAAAUGCAAGUGUUGUUGCUGAGGCUGAAGGAAUUGAGCCAUUAAUGAACACCUUGAAUGCCCAGAGAGAUGGAGCCGUUGCCAAUGCCAUUGCAGUGGUAACAAAUCUGUCCCUGCAAGAGCCAUCCCGCGUCAGUAUCCAGAGCCAUGGUAUCAUGCGUGCCCUAGCAGGCCCACUGCGCUCAACCAACAGCCAAGUGCAGAGCAAAGCUGCGUUUGCUGUGGCUGCCUUUGGUUGUGAUGCUGAUGCACAAACUGAGUUAAGAAAUGCAGGCGGACUGGGACCACUCAUUGAAUUGCUGCAUUCUAAGAAUGAAGAAGUCAGAAGAAAUGCCUCUUGGGCUCUUAUGAUCUGUGCAAGUGAUGAACUAACUGCUCUUGAACUGUGCAGCCUAGGUGCUUUAGACAUCCUAGAAGAAAUUAAUCUGUCAACAAAGCGUAAAAAUAAGUUUAGUGAAGCUGCUCUGGAAAAGCUACUUGAUAACAAUCUUUCCCAAAAGUACAGCCGGAUGGGAUAUUUAUCAUCAAGUAAUAUUAUUACUAAUGGAUUCUAUGAUUGUGGUCAGAUAAAACAUGGAAAGAAAUUUUUGUCUUUGGAAGAACUAAGCAAGCAAGGGCUUACUGACCGUCGGGCAAUAAUCUUCAUUAAUGCUAAACCCCAAGAAAAUGUUGUUGUAGAGAAGGCACAAGAUGUGUCACCAUCUCUUUCAGGAACAAGCAGUAGAGAAAAAGCGAGUUCAGUGGUAUCUCCAACAGAGGGAAAGCAGGAGUUAUCUGGACACAUCAGCAAAAGCAGCACUAGAGGAAAAGGCUUAAGAAAAGGGAAGGGGGAAAAAGAAGAGGAAAAACCAAAAGAAGUUAUUAACAUUACACCUCAAGUCCAGGAGGAAAUAAAUGUAGAACAUUCCCACUGGCUACCACCACCUGACUUCAUUUUAAUGGAUUACAUUAAUGAUGCUUCCAGAACAAUUCUACCACUAACUACUACCCGGGAACAGGUUGUGGCUCUUGCACAGUUUGUUGCGGACAAGAUGGGUGGCCCUGUUGAAAUAGAGAAACUACACAACUUCAGCUGGGAACUUCAGAUAAGUGAAAUAGAAUUUGAGCUGAAGUGCAACAUUGUACCUAUCGGGAAAAUCAAAAGAGGGACGUUCUAUCACAGGGCUUUACUUUUCAAGGUGAUAGCAGACAGAAUGGGCAUUGGCUGUAGUUUAGUUCGUGGCAAGUAUAACAGAGCUUGGAAUGAAGUUAAAUUGGUUGAAGACUCUCCCAAAGGGCUUCUGCUUCCUCCUCAAGAGUAUGUUGUAGAUCUGAUGUUUGAACCAGGCUGUUUGAUGAAACAAGGAACUGCAAAGGCUGAUCAAUACAAACGUAUUUAAUCAUCUUGAUGAAUUUCACCAAAAUAAAUAUUUUAAAUAUGU